AUGGCCGGCUUAACUUAUCCUUUCGGUUCUCCGAAUAGACUCGAUGUUGUGAAGGAUUUAAUUUGGAAGGUGUAUGUGCCGUUUAAUAUUAAGGCCUUUGGUUGGAGAAUUUUAAUUAAUAGAUUACCAACUAAGGACUUAUUGAUGGGAAGGGGUAUUCUUUUGUCAAUAGAGAAUUCUUUGUGUGCUUUUUGUGGUUCCAUUCCGGAAAGUUGUGAUCAUUCUUUUUUCAAGUGUAAAGAGGUGGGUGUGGUGUGGAGAGAGAUAGCGGUUUGGGUUGGAAAACCGAUUGGUGGUUUGGAAGAAGAUUGCCAUCAAAGCUUUAUGGAUUGGUUCCUCUUUUGUAAAGAAAAGAAAGUUAAGGAAAGUAAAUGUGGGGUGUUAUGGUUAGCCAUUGUGUGGACUUUUUGGUUAUCUAGAAACGGCUUUUGUUUCCGCAAUGAAGGUUGGGAUGUUGAUAAUACGGUGUGGAAAAUCAAGUCUGUGUUAUGGAAGUGGUCGUUUUUUGGAGAAAUUACGCACCCAAUAUAUAGUUUCUAUGAGUUUACUAAAGACCCAUUGUUUUUUCUCUCAUAG
Messenger RNA from Vicia villosa (hairy vetch), 576 nucleotides. RefSeq lists its product as uncharacterized. NCBI's taxonomy places the organism in Eukaryota, Viridiplantae, Streptophyta, Magnoliopsida, Fabales, Fabaceae. The transcript has a single exon. The record is from RefSeq and is a predicted model, not a curated record. Bases 1 to 576 code for a protein of 191 amino acids.